Molecule: messenger RNA, 1731 nt
Organism: Coregonus sp. 'balchen'
Lineage: Eukaryota; Metazoa; Chordata; Actinopteri; Salmoniformes; Salmonidae
Source: the annotation of a GenBank genome assembly
AUGUCUGAGUCUCCCUUGGUGGCGGUGAUGUCCCACUUGCUGAGUUUUCUGGAGCAGUACUCCCACCUCCAGCAGCUGCAGCAGCAGGCUGAUCAGUACCGGGUCCAGCUGAAGAGGCACCGGGCCCAGCACCGCCGCCAGAUGAAGGCCCUGAGGACAUCGUACCGCCAGAGGCUGAGAGAUAAGAACAGCGUCAUCGACAGCCUGGAGGAGGCCAUCACCACCCAGCAAUACACGCCGAGCACCCCGGGGAGCGACGGUGAGAGAGGGGAGGGGGGGGGGGGGGGGGGGGGUGUUAGGUGGGGAGAGAAGAUGGAAGGAGUCAUUUUAAGGAGAUUUAUGGUAAAAGGUCAUAAAUGGGAUGAUAUGGGAGGGAGGGAGGGAGGGAGGGAAGGAGUGUGGCAGGGAGCGUGGAUUCUAGUUUAUACUAGGGAGGUGUUAACAUGGUGUGAAAUGGGGGGAGGUGGGGGGGGGUUACAUUUAAGUGGGUUUGAGUCCAGGAUCAGAGGGAGAGAAGGAAAGACAGAGUGAGAGAGGUGGGGGGGGGGGGGGGGGGGGGGGUGGAGGUGUUAGGUGGGGAGAGAAGAUGGAAAGAGUCAUUUUAAGGGAGGGAGGGAGGGAGGGAAGGAGUGUGGCAGGGAGCGUGGAUUCUAGUUUAUACUACAGAGUAAAGAAGACAGGCUACACUUGACUGAGAUAUUAACUAUUUAUUUAGUGCUUCUAUGAAAAAACCCAGUGGAUGGUUAUAAUGUCUUGCACCACUUGGUGAGAGUGGCUAUGGAAACUCAGGUAUUUGCUGUUACUGUAGAGAGACUAGGGACGAGACAGUGUUAGACUCAUAAAGAGCAGAGGUGGGUAAUAUCCCCAUAGGGCCCUGGUCAAAAGUAGUCCACUAUAAUAGGGUGCCAUUUGGACAAAGUAUAGGGCAGAGAGUUUAGGAGAAAUACAAUCUAUUCCACCAUUUUCAGAUAUACCCCUCUACAAAGUAACUAUAGUUUCUAUAUUAAAUAAUUUCACUGUUUGUCUGUCUGAAUACACAGUAGAGAGAGAUGUUGAUGUGUAGCAGGCUUCUUAGAAGAGGGAUGUUGGUGUAAAUCAAGUUGGAAUUAGGGAUGAGGAAUGACAUCAGACUGUGGCUAUGUCCCAAAUGGCACCCUAUUCCCUGUCUAGUGGCCUUUGGCUGGUCAAAAGUAGUGCACUACAUAGAGAAUAGGUUGCCAUUUGGGAUGCAAACUAACUGAUCUAAAAGCAAUGGAUGGUUUUGAGGGAUCUGCUCUCCUUUAGAUUUGACCAAUGUUCUGUUCUGGACAUGGAACAGAAGGACAGCCCUCCAUCACCCUUAUCAACCUAUCAGUGUGUGUGUGUGUGUGAGCAGCAUAUACGCACAUACUUGUGUGUGUUGCUGUAUGUGUAUAAUAUCAUGAAUGUACUGUAACGUGUGUGUUGGGCUCUUAUGUGUGACAGUAAUCUCGGCACCCAAAACCAAAUCAGCUACUCAUUUGAAUGUUUAGGAUGUCAUGAAAGACUGGUGCGACAGUGACAGUGAGCUCUGCUAAGUAAGUGAUCCCUCCUCUCUCCUAAUGCAGUAUACUCCUCUCUGACUAGCACCACAUAACCCUGGAGAAACAUGCCACUAGAUGACCCAAAGGUGGCUCUCUCUGCUCUGCAGCAGAAUGUGGGGCUUUCCUAAGUGGGAGACCUCAGGCAUUACUGCCUCUCAUUACGCGUUAG